CAGCCACACUUUGCAGUGCCAUUUUGAGCAGCGCAGCAACAUUUUAGCUAAAAUUAUAAAGUUUUGCAGUUUUUCUUUUCCUUAAUGUUCAUAAAUUCAAAUUAAAAACCAUUGACAAAAUUUACGUUUUCUUUUUUUUUUUAACAACAAAACAAAUAAAACUUAUCGAAAAAAAGCAAAAGCGUCGUGCAGCAGUAACAGAACACACCGACCGCCGAUGAGGAAGAAGAGGAGAACGCCAGAAAUUAAAGAAAAACCAACAAGGCGGCUGCUGCAACGCAAUCGUAAUCGUUAUCGAGUGUCACCACGAUAACAUUGAAGGAGAAGAACAAGCAGGGAAAAAAUCAAUCAAUCAAUCAAUCAACAAAUUAUAUGUGUGCUGUUCUUGUAUAUCGAUAAAAAGAAAAACAAUAAUCAUUAUAUAGGAGAAACACACAGAAUACAAAAUUAAGAUUUGAGUGUGGGGCAAGAAAAACGAAAAGAAAAACACAACGGCGGCCAGCCGAUUGAGCAAGCAACACACACAAUUUCAAGGGGCCCAAUAAGAUGGACAUUGAAACAGAUCAGUCUAUCGAAGCUAUGGACACCCAGGAUACCCAAGAGGUCGAAAUUAUUACAAGCGACCUACAACAGCAACAACAACAGCAGCAGCAACAACAGACAAAUUCGCCGCCACAAUUGCCCAAAUUUAAGAAUUUAAUACAUCCACAGUUGCAACCACAACAGCAGCAGCAACAACAACAGCAGCAGCAACAACUCCCCAGUGAGAACGGCAACGUGCCGCCACAACAACUUUUGGCCGAAAGCAGCUCCACAUCGUUUGCCAACGAACAAGAAAUGCCGAUGGACGACGAAACAAAGGAGGAUCAGUUUCGCUCUGAAACCGUAUUCUCCUACACCGUGGAGAAUGUGGGACAGAUCAAGCAACAGCAUCUGUCGCAGCCCGUCUAUGUGCGCAUGCUGCCCUGGAAGAUAAUGGUGAUACCCAACGAUCGUGCUCUGGGCUUCUUUUUGCAGUGCAACGGCGAAAACGAUUCGCCCACCUGGUCGUGCAAUGCGAUUGCCGAGCUGCGUUUGAAGUGCCACAAACCGGAUGCACCGCCAUUUACACGGGCCAAAAUCAAGCAUUUAUUCUACUCCAAGGAGAACGAUUAUGGCUAUUCAAAUUUCAUCACAUGGCAGGAGCUGCAGGAUCCGGACAAAUACUAUGUGCACAAUGGCAGCAUUACACUCGAGGUUCACGUGAUUGCUGAUGCUCCACAUGGUGUGCUCUGGGACUCGAAGAAACAUACCGGCUAUGUGGGUCUCAAGAAUCAGGGCGCCACCUGUUAUAUGAAUUCAUUGCUGCAGACAUUAUAUUUCACGAACUCGUUGCGUUUGGCCGUUUAUCGCAUACCCACCGAGGCCGAUGAUAGCACCAAAUCGGUGGGCCUAUCGCUGCAGCGUGUCUUCCAUGAGCUGCAGUUCGGUGAUCGUCCCGUGGGCACCAAGAAGUUAACCAAAUCCUUUGGCUGGGAGACACUCGAUUCGUUUAUGCAGCACGAUGUACAGGAAUUUUUACGUGUGCUUCUCGAUAAGCUCGAGUCAAAGAUGAAGGGCACAUGCUUGGAGGGCACAAUACCGGGACUAUUUGAGGGCAAAAUGUCGUCGUAUAUCAAGUGCAAGAAUGUGGAUUAUAAUAGCACACGCUACGAGACCUUUUACGACAUCCAACUCAACAUCAAAGACAAGAAGAACAUAUACGAUUCGUUCCAGGAUUAUGUGGCCUCCGAGACGCUCGAGGGUGACAACAAGUACGAUGCCGGUGUCCAUGGUCUGCAGGAGGCCAGCAAGGGCGUCAUAUUCACAUCAUUCCCGCCCGUGCUGCAUUUGCAUUUGAUGCGUUUCCAAUACGAUCCAAUUACCGACAGCUCGAUCAAGUACAACGAUCGCUUCGAGUUCUAUGAGCAAAUCAAUCUCGACAGCUAUUUGGCCGAACGUGAAAAGACGCCAGCCGACUAUGUGCUGCACGCUGUGCUCGUCCACUCCGGCGACAAUCAUGGCGGUCAUUAUGUUGUCUUCAUCAAUCCAAAGGCCGACGGACGUUGGUUCAAAUUCGAUGAUGAUGUUGUGUCCAGCUGCCGCAAACAGGAGGCCAUCGAACAGAAUUAUGGCGGCAUGGACGAUGAGAUCUCGUUUCAUGCCAAAUGCAGCAAUGCCUAUAUGCUCGUCUAUAUACGUCAAUCUGAAUUGGAUCGUGUGCUCGGCGAUAUACCCGAGAAUGAGAUCUCAAGCGAUCUUGUCGAACGUCUCGAUCUGGAGAAACGCAUCGAGAUGGCGCGUCGCAAGGAGCGCAGUGAAGCCAACACUUAUGUGCCGAUCCAUGUCAUACUCGAGGAGUACUUUGAGUCGCAGCAGAAGCGACGCCUCUUCGAUUUGGAGAAGACACAUCAGCGCCCAUUCAAACUGAAGCAGAAUCAGACCGUUAACGAGAUGGUCGAGAUGCUGGUGAAGGCAUUUGGUGUGCCACGCGAUCGCAUGCGCAUCUGGAACAUGUGCACGGCGCAAACGCAAAAGUUCCUGCACUUUGAUUUCGAGGCGGAGGCAACGCGCACCAUCGAACAGAUACCGACGUCACAGAAGCCAUGGGUCAUCUUCCUGGAGCUGGCGCCGCCGGAUAGCACGGCGCCGCUGCUGCCCUUCAAUCCCAAGACCGAUGUGCUGCUCUUCCUCAAGUAUUACGAUGCGCGCAACAAGCGUCUCAAUUAUAUCGGUUGCACACAGCAGCCAUUGAAUCGUCGUCUCUCCGGAUUGGUGCCGGAAGUCAAUCGCAUACUCGGCUUCGACCCGGACACCGAACUGACCGUGUACGAUGAGUAUGCCGAGAAGAAGAUCCCCAACAUAAAUGAGCCCAUCGAGAGUGUGCUGUAUAUGCAACAGGAUCAUUUGCAGGGAUCGAUAUUGAUAUUUGAGCGCGAGAAUGUUGAUGUUAAACUGGAUUUGCCCACCGUUGAGGAUUACUUCUUGGAUCUGGUCUAUCGCAUUGAGAUUAUAUUCAGCGAUAAGUGUAAUCCCAAUGAGCCGGACUUUACGUUGGAGCUGUCGAAUCGGUACAAUUACGAUCAGUUGACCAAUGCGGUCGCCGAGCGUCUCAAUACCGAUCCACAGAAACUGCAGUUCUUCAUGUGCAUCAGCAACUACAAGGAGACUGCCGGCAAUGCGGUGCCCUACACCUACAAGGGUACCAUCAAGGAUCUGCUGUCGUACUCGAAACAGAGCACGCCGAAGCGUAUCUUCUAUCAGCGUCUGUCGCUGAGCAUUCACGAGCUGGACAACAAGAAGCUCUUCAAAUGCAUUUGGGUCUCGUACGAUCUGAAGGAUGAAAAGGAACUGGUGCUAUAUCCAAACAAAAACGAUACGGUCAAGGGGCUGCUCGAUGAAGCGGCCAAGACGAUAACGUUUGCCGAGAAUAGCCGCAAGAAGCUGCGUCUGCUCAAGGUGGGCAAUCACAAGAUUGCGGCCAUCUGCAAGGAUGACAUUCUGCUCGAUUCGCUGAUGAAGACUAACGAAUCGAUCACAACCACACAAGGCACACAGAAGAUCUAUCGCAUCGAAGAGAUCACCGCUGAGGAAUCCCAGCUGGCUGAGAAUGAAUUGCUCAUCCCGGUGGCGCAUUUUAGCAAAGAGCUCUAUAAUUCAUUCGGUGUGCCGUUCCUAACGAAGGCGCGUCACGGCGAGCCAUAUGGUGCACUGAAGCAGCGCAUCCAGAAGCGUCUCAAUGUCCCAGACAAGGAAUGGGAGAAUUACAAGUUCGCUGUCAUCACCAUGGGGCAUACCAUCGAUGUCAACGAUAAUACGCCCAUCGAUCUGGAGGUGUAUCGCACAUGGUCGGGCGGCCAGUUGCCAUUCUUUGGACUGGAUCAUAUUAAUAAGUCGCGCAAGCGCAGCUCAUUGAAUUUCUCCGAGAAGGCUAUAAAAAUCUACAAUUAAACACUACAAAAAAAAGCAGAGGAAAAGAAGCGGAUAACAACAACAACAACAGUAACACGAGCAACAAACAACAGCAACACAAACAGAAACAACAAUAGCAACAACAAAAUGAAAUAUAUUAUAAUUAUAUAUGUAUAUUACAACUAUAUUCAACAUGGAUCGUACUGUGUAUGUAUUGUAUGUGUAUGAAUGUCAGUGCGUCUAUGUCAGAAUGUAUUUGUGUGCGUAUGCGUCUCCGUUCACCUUCUCUCUCCCUCUCUCUCGAGACGUGGCAAGGAUGUGUUUCUGCGGAUUAGGCAAGGACGAAGGUAACUGCAGCGACAACAAAGCAAGCUUCCAACAACAGAUAACGACUCACUAUUAGAUUAAUAACUUCCACUUGUAAUUUAUAUAUAUACACAUAUAUAUAUAUAUAUGUAUGAGGAAAAGCAUGAAAAAGGGACACGCAGCAGAAAAGCGAAAGCAUGAAGCUUUAUAAAUUUUCAAUUUAUUGUUUACAACUUUGAAAUAGAUUUUAGUUAUGAUACUUCUUACUGUCAACAAUUGAAAAAGAGUAAUAUUUUGAAAACUAUGAAGUUUUAAAUGCGUUCUUUAGUUUUUACAAUUUUUGAGGUCGAUUUAAUUUCAUAUAUUUUUUUUUCAAAAACUUUUAUUAAUUACAAAAUUAGUUAGUAGAUCAUGUAAAUUGGGCAUUCUCCUCGGAGAGCCUUUGAAAAGUCGUAACCACGUUAAUGAAUUCAUUGUCAAGAACUAAUUUCCAUUGUAUUUGUGUUUGAAAUUGUUUUAUUAUAUUUUUUUUAGUUAUAUAUAAUUAUGCGUUGUCACCGAAUGUUGCAAGCCGACGAACGAGAGAGACGCAUACGCAUAAAUACAAACCACAAAAAUGCUGUUAAACGAUAAAACAAUUAUAUUUAUAUCAAAAAAUUAAAGAAAAACAAAAAACAUUUCAAAAGAAACUCCAAUAACUCCUAGAGUGUGAGUUGACACACGAUGUAGAAAGAGAUGGACAGCGAGCGAGUGAAAGAGAUAGCAGCAGCAGAUGAGGAAAUAUAUUAUAUAUAAAUAUAUAAAUAAAUACAUAGAUGUUUAAUGUUUAAAGCAACAACAACUACAGCAACAACAACAACAAGAAAAGAGGGAAUUAAGAAGCGAAAAGAAUGUUUAAAAAAGAGAAAAGCAAAAAUCUUGUAUAACAAAAACAUAAAGAGAGAAAUCUAAAUUAAAAACAAACAAAAAACAAGAAAACAAUACAAAGAGCAAGAGAAAGAAAAGAAAAACAAACGAUUUGUUUCAAACAAGAAUUAUUUGUGAUUUUAAUACAUGAAAUGAUAUAUAAUGAUAAUGCUAAUGUAAACGUUAAUGCAGAAAUGACUACUUAUAAUAUAAACACUAAUUAAUAAUAAUAUUAAUCAUAAAACAUAAAAAAUAAAGAAAACAAAACAAAAAAACAGAAACGACAACAUUUAAAUUAAAAUUUAGUGCU
Messenger RNA from Drosophila nasuta, 5452 nucleotides. It is a transcript of the gene Usp7, whose product is annotated as Ubiquitin-specific protease 7. Gene Ontology annotation, biological process: protein deubiquitination; regulation of protein stability. Bases 547 to 3969 code for a protein of 1140 amino acids. The transcript is spliced from 4 exons. Gene Ontology annotation, molecular function: protein binding; cysteine-type deubiquitinase activity. The record is from RefSeq and is a predicted model, not a curated record. Gene Ontology annotation, cellular component: cytosol; nucleus. Lineage: Eukaryota; Metazoa; Arthropoda; Insecta; Diptera; Drosophilidae.